GGACUCGUGCUCUUAAUGUCUUAAAAUUUUCUUUCGUCAAUUAAGACUCAAAUUCUGAAGGAUGAAGUAGCUAAAAAUGUGAAGGAUCGUGGAAUAACGUAAUUUAGUACCUGGUACAUUCCUACAUACCUACAUUAGGAAAAUUGAGUGUACGUAAAACCAUCCCUCGGCUACCUAGUUCUAGUGACCUGCAGAGCACCGCAGACUCGAUUCUGUAUUGAUAUAUAUGAAGAAUCAUGACCUUGAAAUAAAUAAAUUUGACAGAAUGAUUACAAGUCCAUCACUGGAGAACACAUUCAUUACCAAAAUGAAUACUUCCGGCAUGUCUUACCAUUCAUUUUUACCACGAGCCUACAUUGCUAAUUUCUUAGCAAUUGUAGUUAUGCUCUCUGUUUUCAUCGAUUUUGCAUUCACGACACGAAUCACAGGCGGCUCUGAUCCGUCUAUUAUGAGAGUUGGUGACACGUAUUAUUCCACUGGCUCAGACGGCGCUUCCGUUUAUGUUCAUUCCUCAAGCACACUCGAGGGUCUCGCUGCCGACAGUGGUCACAAGGUCUGGUCUGAUAAUGCAGGCCGAGGAGAAGUCUGGGCUCCUGAGAUUACCAUGGAGGGAUCAAAUACUUACAUCUAUUUUUCUGCCGGCACAGGUGCCAAUCACCGUAUGUAUGUGAUCAGCGCCACGACACCUCUCGGACCCUACUCAUCAGAGCAAAAUCUGGCUCUACCCGACGAUCGGUGGGCUAUUGAUGGCACUUUCUUCAAUUACGGCGGGCAAAGAUGGUUUGUCUGGUCUGGAUGGGCAGGAGCCAGUAGCUCGGAACAAAAUCUAUACAUUUGUCGGAUGAGUGACCCACUCACGCCGACAGGAGCUCGAUAUGUAAUUUCACAGCCACGUGAAAGUUGGGAGCAAGGUGACAGUCCACUGGUCAAUGAGGGUCCCGAGGCUAUAAUUGACCCCAAUGAACAACUGCAUAUCGUGUACUCCGCUAACGGCAGCUGGGACAACAAAUACUGCCUUGCAGACCUUCGCCUUCGUGCUGGUGGUGACCCAACCAAUGUGUGGGAUUGGUAUAAAUCAAACGGCUGCCUCUUUGGUUCACACCAAGACAGGAUGAUGAGUGGUUGGGAUGCAACUCUCCACAUUGAUGGGCCUGGUCACAACACCUUUGCAUUACCCAACGGCGACAUCAGCAAUAGCCCCGGUGGAACGAAUCGUAUCCCUUUUGUUUUCCAUGGUGUCGAAAAGGGCACUCCAUAUAGCUGGGGGAACCGGGCUAUAUUCACUGGCAGCUUCGUUUGGUGGGGCAAAACUACUUAUUCUCGCAAGAAUGUACCGGGCGACACCAGCAAUCAAGGCUUCAGCUUUAAAUUCUUUGAGUAGGUGUAUCGAAAUUGAAAUUUAUAAUGAAAGUAGUAAUGAGUUAAAUUCUUUAUAUAGUCAAUUUUGAAACUACUUUAUAUUAUACUACA
Molecule: messenger RNA, 1470 nt
Organism: Botrytis cinerea B05.10
Lineage: Eukaryota; Fungi; Ascomycota; Leotiomycetes; Helotiales; Sclerotiniaceae
Exons: 1
Coding region: 227-1381 (384 amino acids)
Biological process (GO): carbohydrate metabolic process
Molecular function (GO): hydrolase activity, hydrolyzing O-glycosyl compounds
Source: RefSeq, a predicted model, not a curated record